AUGCCAUCCGCGUUCGCGCUGUCCAUAGUCGCUAUCGCGAUUACGUUUGCCCCAAAGGCUGUCACAGGAAACAUUCCCUCUCUCAGCACUAUAUACGGCAUGUUCGUCCACAAAGAUGACUACUACAUCCGGCUAGGGAACGAAACGCAACUCCCUAUUUACACCUUGAAGCUCCCCGGAUUGUCGCUCUACGUUAUCAACUCACUCCACUUGAUACAGCGUAUCGACCGCCACAUCACCACCGUUGACUUCGCUCCUCUCCAAGCACAAAUGUGCAAGAAAGCCAUUAACAGCUGCUUACGCAGCUUUCCACGAACCGCCGCCCCGGGCGCCAUGCCUGGUCCCGGUCUGAACGCGUUAGGAAAAGUGGUGGUGAAGACCUUUACGGACACCUUUGACCGAAUGGAGUCCCAAGGGGGAAUCGCUGUUGACUUAUUCGAUUGGGUCAAUCGCGAGACACUCUGCGCCUCGACGAAUGCUUUGUAUGGACCUCACAACCCGUUUCGCGACCCCGAAGUUGAAAAGGAAUGGUUCGACUACGCAAGUGGCCUCCUUACGAUCUUUAUGGGUAUUUUCCCGAAUAUCCUCGCUCGCCGUGGUGUAGAGGGGAGAGAGACUAUGGUGUCUGCGCUAAUGAAGUACUUCCAGAAGGGCCGGCACCUCGAAGGCUCUAUGUUCAUUCAACUUGGCCAGAAAUAUAAUGAGAGUUUCGGUUUCACCCUCGCGGAUCGAGCUCGUGUCGAAGUCGGGCAGGUAGCUGCAGCCAUCUUUAAUACCGCACCGGGUGCCUUUUGGGCCGUGUGGCAGGCUCUGGCAGACCCCGUCGUAUUCGAGGACUGUAGACAAGAGGUGACUCAACUGGUGCGAAAUGAUGCCGAUGGCACAAGUACCAUCGACCUCGCCCGCAUCAGAGCGGAAUUUUUCCGGUUCCACGGAACUAGCAUAGCUUUCCGACUUGUCCAGGAGGAUACUCUCAUCGAUAACCAAUAUCUCUUGCAAAAAGGCGGCGCUGCACUGAUGCCCAACGCUGUUGUCUACUGCGACGAGUCGGCCAGGAAUGAAUCUGCGAAGCACCCUGCCACCGCGUUCCGUGGCUUUGGCGGUGGCCAUGUUCUAUGUCCCGGCCGUCAUUUUGCCAUCUCCGGAAAAUGGUCAGAGCCAAAGAAGGACUUGGUAGUGGGCAAAGCGUUGCCUAUUCCAAAAAGUCGUCUGAAUGUCAAGUUCGUUUCAAAGCCAGGUCGCAAGUGGCGGACUAUACACUUGGCCAAGGACGCUACAGAUAUAUCAUCCAAGGAUACCUAG
Annulohypoxylon truncatum is the source of this 1302-nucleotide messenger RNA. RefSeq names its product cytochrome P450. The record is from RefSeq and is a predicted model, not a curated record. NCBI's taxonomy places the organism in Eukaryota, Fungi, Ascomycota, Sordariomycetes, Xylariales, Hypoxylaceae. The transcript has 7 exons. Gene Ontology annotation, molecular function: monooxygenase activity; iron ion binding; oxidoreductase activity, acting on paired donors, with incorporation or reduction of molecular oxygen. The coding region runs from base 1 to 1302 and encodes 433 amino acids.